AUGUAUACUUUUUCCACCAAUCUAUUCCCAAAAAUCUCCUCAGAAGGUGAAUCUGUAAAGGCGAACACCAAUGGGACCCAGUCACACGGACCUGCUCAGCACAACAUGCCCAGUACCAGUGAAGGGAGUCGUGAUGAUGAUGGACACAGUAGGGCGCUGGGACGUGUGCAAAGGAAGAGAGCUGUGCCACGACGAUGCAUCAUCAAUGACACUGAUGAAGAUAGUGAUGAAAUUAAUGACAAAGAUAUGGAGGAUAGCAGCAAGGGUUCCGACUGUGGUGAAGAUGAGAAUGAACGAAGUGACGCUCAGGGUGAAAAUCACCGAGCUACACCCAAGAGCACCAAUCAGAGGUCGGAUGUGAAAGGAAAACAAGCACAACGGAGGAAAUAUGUGGAGCCGUCCAAGACCCAAACGUAA
Molecule: messenger RNA, 417 nt
Organism: Cantharellus anzutake
Lineage: Eukaryota; Fungi; Basidiomycota; Agaricomycetes; Cantharellales; Hydnaceae
Exons: 5
Coding region: 1-417 (138 amino acids)
Source: RefSeq, a predicted model, not a curated record